AUGAAGAAGUUCCGCGCCAAGGCCAGCUCACUGCCCAUUUUCAACGGUAGGAUAACCGACGCCACCACUCUGACCACCAGUUCGCUGCAGUUGCCUUUGGGUCAGGUCCCAUCGCGGAAACAUUCCUCCAGGACCAGGGUCCUGCCCACGGUUUUUACCAUUACGGACGGCACGACCGGAGCCGCCAGCACUUCCUUGGCGGAGGCCAUGUCCAGCAGCAAGGCCCAGGUGCCCUCCUCGCGGCAGGAUAAUCUCCUCCAGCUCAGUGUUCCCCGGGAGGCGGCGAUGGCAGGGGUGGCGGGGCCGGAAUUGGCCAACUACGAGAAGGUACGAGUGGUGGGCCAAGGAUCCUUUGGCAUCGCCAUUCUGUAUCGACGGAAGUCCGACGGCCAUCAGAUCGUCUUCAAGCAGAUUAACCUAAGUGAACUGACGCCUCCUGGUCGGGACUUGGCCAUGAACGAGGUGGAUGUCUUCUCUAAACUACAUCAUCCGAACAUUGUCAGCUACCUGGGAAGCUUUAUCAAGGACAACACUCUGCUCAUCGAGAUGGAGUACGCGGACGGAGGAACGUUGGCCCACAUCAUCGCCGAGCGACAGGGAAAGUCGCAUUUUCCGGAACGCUAUAUAAUAGCUGUGUUUGAGCAGAUCUCCAGCGCCAUAAACUAUAUGCACGCGGAAAACAUCCUACAUCGGGAUCUGAAGACAGCGAAUGUUUUUCUUAACAGAAGAGGUAUCGUGAAGAUCGGGGACUUUGGCAUAUCCAAAAUAAUGAACACCAAGAUUCAUGCCCAGACUGUUUUGGGCACACCCUACUAUUUCAGUCCCGAGAUGUGCGAGGGCAAGGAGUACGAUAACAAGAGUGACAUUUGGGCUCUUGGUUGCAUUCUGGGCGAGAUGUGCUGCCUGAAAAAGACCUUCGCCGCCUCCAACCUUUCCGAGCUGGUCACCAAGAUCAUGGCAGGGAACUACACGCCCGUGCCAUCGGGCUACACCUCCGGAUUACGCAGCCUGAUGUCUAACCUGCUCCAAGUGGAGGCCGCGCGGCGACCCACUGCCUCCGAGGUUUUGGUCUAUUGGAUACCGCUGAUAUUUCGCAGUUUUGGAAAAAAUAAAGGUUACUCCUAUGAGGAUGACGUGGGUGACAUCAGUGGCAACCAGCUCACGGCUGCUGUCCCCGCCGCCGCCCACAGCAAUGUGUCCAUGGAGCUGGAACUGCCCACCGCCCAGACGGAGACCAAGCAGCUGAUGAGCGCGGAGACGGCGGCUCCGCACGAGAUCCUCGAGAAACGAUCCGUGCUAUACCAGCUGAAGGCCUUCGGCACCUGCUUCAACAUGGCGCCCAUCCAGCUUCCGCCCAAGGCCGUCAUCGUGGGCGUGGCCAUGUCGGACUCCCACUUCGUGGUGGUCAACGAGGACGGAUCGGCGUACGCCUGGGGCGAGGGCACCCACGGCCAGUUGGGCCUGACCGCCCUGGAGGCCUGGAAGCACUACCCCAGUCGCAUGGAGAGCAUGCGCAACUACCAUGUGGUGGGCGCCUGUGCCGGCGAGGGCUUCACCAUUCUCGUGACCCAGUCGGGCAGCCUGCUCAGCUGCGGAAGCAACGCCCACCUGGCUUUGGGGCAGGACGAGCAGCGCAACUACCACAGCCCCAAGCUGGUCGCCCGACUGGCGGAUGUCCGGGUGGAGCAGGUGGCCGCCGGACUCCACCAUGUGCUCGCCUUGAGCCGGGAGGGAGCGGUCUACGUGUGGGGCACCAGUGCCUGCGGAGCUCUUGGCCUGGGCAACUGCCAGCAACAGCAGAAAUUUCCCCAAAAAAUUCUGCUCUCACAUGUGAAAACCAAACCGUCCAAGAUUUAUUGUGGCCCUGAUACAUCCGCAGUGCUUUUUACCAAUGGAGAACUGCAUGUAUGUGGAAGCAAUGACUAUAAUAAACUGGGCUUCCAGCGUUCAGGGAAGAUCACAGCUUUUAAAAAAGUCCAGCUCCCACACAAGGUGGUUCAGGCCUGCUUUUCGUCCACCCAUUCGGUGUUUUUGGUGGAGGGCGGCUAUGUCUACACCAUGGGUCGAAAUGCGGAGGGUCAGCGCGGAAUCAGGCACUGCAACUCGGUGGAUCAUCCCACCCUGGUGGAUUCCGUCAAGGCCCGAUACAUUGUGAAGGCAAACUGCAGUGAUCAGUGCACCAUUGUGGCCUCGGAAGACAAUAUCAUCACGGUUUGGGGCACUCGCAAUGGUCUGCCCGGGAUUGGAUCGAGCAGCAGUGGCUUGGGGCUGGAGGUUUGCACACCCAACACGGAAAUGGCGCUGGGGAACAACACAGCGGCCUUCACAAACUUUCUGGCUUCGGUGUACAAGUCCGAGUUGAUUCUGGAACCGGUGGAUAUACUGGCUCUCUAUUCAUCCAAGGAGCAGUGCGACCGAGGGUAUUACGUCCAGGUUCACGAUGUCUAUCCUUUGGCUCACAGCGUUUUGGUGCUGGUGGAUACGACCACGCCACUCAUAUCCUCCUACGAGGGCGACUACCCGCAGCUUUAGGUUUAAUUAAUCUAGCAAAUUCAAUAUGAUAAUGCGCAUAUAUGCCACAUAUUUUGGUAAUACAUUUAUUGGUUUCCAAAUGUA
Molecule: messenger RNA, 2616 nt
Organism: Drosophila rhopaloa
Lineage: Eukaryota; Metazoa; Arthropoda; Insecta; Diptera; Drosophilidae
Product: serine/threonine-protein kinase Nek8
Exons: 9
Coding region: 1-2532 (843 amino acids)
Biological process (GO): protein phosphorylation
Molecular function (GO): ATP binding; protein kinase activity
Source: RefSeq, a predicted model, not a curated record